ACUCGGCGCACGUGUGCACGGAGCCCUGUUGCCUUCUUGCGCGUGACUCUCGGUGUUCGGUUUUAGCGGAUAUUUUUAAUAAAUAGAGCAGUGUGAGCUUCCUCACGAGUGUGUUACAGUGUGUGUGAGACAGAGACAGAGUGUGUGUGAUUCUCCGCGAUGGGAGGCUUACAGAAGAAGAAGUAUGAGAGCGGCUCGGCCACCAACUACAUCAGCAGAAACAAAGCGCGCAAGAAGCUCAGUCUGAGUCUGGCUGAUUUCAGGCGAUUGUGCAUCCUGAAAGGAAUUUAUCCCCACGAACCCAAACACAAGAAGAAGGUGAACAAGGGCUCCACGGCUCAGAGGACCUUCUACCUGCUCAAAGACAUCCGCUUCCUCCUGCACGAGCCCAUCGUCGGCAAGUUCAGGGAGUAUAAGAUCUUCGUGCGUAAGCUGCGGAAAGCGUACGGGAAAGCAGAGUGGGGCUCCGUCGAGAAGCUGAAGGACAACAAACCCGCGUACAAACUAGACCACGUCGUAAAAGAAAGGUAUCCGACGUUUAUCGAUGCCCUGCGGGACGUGGACGACGCCCUGUCCAUGUGCUUCCUGUUCUCCACGUUCGCUCGCACCGGGAAGUGCCACGUGCAGACGAUCCAGCUGUGCCGCAGACUCAGUGUGGAGUGGAUGAAUUACAUCAUUGCCUCGCGGUCGCUUAAAAAGGUGUUUCUGUCCAUCAAGGGCAUUUAUUACCAGGCAGAAGUGCUGGGGCAGAUCAUCACCUGGAUCGUACCGUAUCAGUUUGCUCAUGACCAUCCUACAGAUGUGGAUUACAGAGUCAUGGCCACUUUCACAGAGUUCUACACCACACUGCUUGGCUUCGUCAACUUCCGCCUCUACCAAACCCUCAACCUUGCUUACCCACCGAAGCUUGAUGGAAAAGGAGAGACUGAUCUUAAAGCUGAACCCGAGGAGGACUACGCCAUGGACUCGGAGAGCUACCUGGAGAAACUGUCAGCGCUGAGCGCCAGUCUGGCUCGCGUCGUCUCCACGGCUGAAGAAGAGGAAGCUGAGAUCGACCAUUUUCCUGCAGAAGGGGAGGACAUGGAGAAGAUGGAGUCGAGGGUGAAGGCUCAGCAGGACGAGGACAAACACAAGAAGCUGUUUGAGGGUCUCAGGGUCUUCCUAAACAGAGAAGUGCCGAGAGAGUCUUUGGCGUUCGUGUUGAGGUGUUUUGGAGCACAGGUGUCCUGGGACAAAUCUCUGUGUAUCGGGAGCACGUAUGACAUCACUGACGAGACGAUCACGCACCACGUGGUGGACAGGCCCAGCCUGGAGAAACAGUACAUAAACAGGUACUACAUCCAGCCCCAGUGGGUCUACGACUGCGUGAACGCCAAGAUGCUCCUUCCCGUGGAGGACUACUUCCUGGGAGUCUCGCUCCCUCCCCACUUGUCGCCCUUCGUCGAGGAGAAAGAGGGCGACUACGUUCCUCCAGAGAGGCAGAAACUCCUGGCAAUCCAGAGAGGAGAGAAGCCUGAGGAGGAAGAGGAGGAGGAUGAAGAAGAUGAGGAGGAGGAUGAUGAUGAUGAAGAGGAGGAGGAAGAAGAAGAGGAGGAAGAAGCUGAACAAGAGGCUAAACUAAAAGAUAUGGAACAGAAGAGAACACAGGGGAAGGCCUUAUCGGCGAAGGUGACCCCUGGAAAGGUGACUCGGGACAACCGGCAGAGACUGGAACAAGAAGAGAAGGCUGAGGAAAAGAGGCUCGCCAUCAUGAUGAUGAAGAAGAAGGACAAAUACCUCUAUGAUAAAAUCAUGUUCGGGAAGAAGAGGAAAGUUCGCGAGGCAAACAAAAUGGCAGCCAAGAGAAAAGCUUUCGAAGAGGCCAGCAAAUCAGAGAGGAAGAAAAAGUCGAAGAAACAUUAGAUGAGGAAAUAAGAAUGGACGUUAUUUUUUAUUAUUAAAAAUAAUUCUAUUCAUUUAUUGGAACCGGAGUCAUGCCUUGUUGUAUGCUUAAAAACAAAAAGAUGAUGUUUUUUCAGUGAUAUGUAAGUUUUGUGAUUUCUUCAUGUUAAAAUGAAUCUCUUCAUUCUUGUAUUUUAAAAAUCUCAUUAAUCAUAUUGUAUUAAAAUCAAUCGCUUUA
This is a messenger RNA of Clarias gariepinus (North African catfish), 2119 nucleotides long. It is a transcript of the gene pes1, whose product is annotated as pescadillo. Gene Ontology annotation, molecular function: RNA binding. Gene Ontology annotation, cellular component: PeBoW complex; nucleolus. Bases 160 to 1902 code for a protein of 580 amino acids. Gene Ontology annotation, biological process: ribosome biogenesis; maturation of LSU-rRNA from tricistronic rRNA transcript (SSU-rRNA, 5.8S rRNA, LSU-rRNA). The record is from RefSeq and is a predicted model, not a curated record. Lineage: Eukaryota; Metazoa; Chordata; Actinopteri; Siluriformes; Clariidae. The transcript is spliced from 15 exons.